GUGUCUCCAGCAAAGUCCCAACAAUGCCCGACUCUCGCCUCUUCCAGCCCCUGAAGGUGGGCAACCUGACGCUAAGCCACCGGCUAGCAAUGUGUCCGCUGACCCGGUUCCGAGCCUCCGACGACCACGUCCCCCUACCAAGUGUCAGGGAGUACUAUGGCCAACGAGCGUCGGUUCCAGGUACUCUGAUCAUUAGUGAAGGUGCCUUCAUCUCGCCAGCCCACGGUGGUUACGCCAACGUCCCCGGGAUCUAUAACGAGGAUCAGAUCGCUGCCUGGCGGACGGUUACGGAUGCAGUGCACGCAAAGGGGAGCUACAUCUUCUGUCAACUAUGGGCCCUUGGCCGGACAGCCGACACCAGCGUUGCCGCGCAUGAGGGCAUCACCUUUGUCAGUUCAAGCAACAUCCCCGUGGAUUCUGAGCGUCCGGCGCCGGUCCCCCUGAGCAAGGUGCAGAUCCGGCAGUCCAUUCAGGAUUACGCCAAUGCUGCCAAAAACGCAAUCAAAGCCGGGUUUGACGGUGUCGAGCUGCACGGAGCGAACGGAUAUCUCAUCGAUCAGUUCAUCCAGGAUACGUGCAAUCGGAGGGAGGACGAGUACGGCGGCAGCAUCGAGAACCGAUCCCGAUUCGCAGUUGAAGUUGUCAAGGCCGUAAGCGACGCGAUUGGGGGGGAGCGGACAGGAGUCCGGUUCAGCCCGUGGAGCACAUACAACGGCAUGCGGAUGGACGAGCCGAUCCCGCAGUUCGCAGACGUGAUUCGGCGGAUCAAGGAGCUCAGCCCUUCGAUUGCGUAUCUGCAUCUCGUCGAGUCACGGAUCGCAGGGAACGCCGACGUCGAGGCCUCGGACAAGCUCACAUUUGCGUACGACAUAUGGGACAGGCCGCUGCUGGUUGCGGGAGGCUUCACCGCCGAGUCAGCUCAGCGGCUUGUGGAGGAACAUCCGGACAAGGAAAUCGUCGUCAUGUUUGGAAGGUAUUUCAUCUCGACACCGGAUCUGCCCUUCAGGAUCAAAAGUGGGUUGGCUCUGAGUCCGUACGAUCGGGACACCUUCUACACGCCUAUGGCAACUAAAGGAUACACUGAUUAUCCUUUCAGCCCGCAAUUUCUUGAAACAGUCGAAUAGCAGAGUAUGCAAAAAUAUGUACUGCAGUUGAAUAUGUAGAUAGGUACUUAUGUACUUAACGAGUCACUGUUGCGCCGGUGUUGCUUGCAUCUAAGAAAGUACACUG
Molecule: messenger RNA, 1230 nt
Organism: Phialemonium atrogriseum
Lineage: Eukaryota; Fungi; Ascomycota; Sordariomycetes; Cephalothecales; Cephalothecaceae
Exons: 1
Coding region: 24-1124 (366 amino acids)
Molecular function (GO): FMN binding; NADPH dehydrogenase activity
Source: RefSeq, a predicted model, not a curated record